AUAUGUCUAUUAAGAUUAUUAGUAUGAUUAUGGUUAUUGUUGUACCUUUACUCAAAAUUGAUUAUGCCCAGAUAACAGGCUGUUCAAAUAGACAUGAAUUUGUUUAUGUUUUUAAAGGAAAAAUAGCUGAUGUCUACUAGGCCUUAGCCUCCUUAGGCAAUAGAAAACAAUAAACAAGUGAUAUUUUGAUUCUUCCUAGUUUCAACAACUUACCACAUUUUUAAAUAGAAUGUGAUGGUAGUAUCUUAUUUCUUGUGACUAGGAAAAAUAAGAUCAUAAUUACAUUACUCAGAAAAACCAAGAUUUUGCUUUUGUGAAGUUGAUGUUUAUUACUUUACUGAAGAUCUUCUGUCCUCAUUUUUCCCCCAUAGAUACCAUUUACUCUGGAGAAAUUGGAACGAAGAAAAAGGUUAAGAGACUACUAAGUUUUCAGAGAUACUUCCAUGCAUCCAGGCUAUUGCGUGGAAUCAUACCACAAGCCUCACUGUACUUAUUGGAUGAAGACUACCUUGGUCAAGCAAGGCAUAUGUUAUCCAAAGUGGGAAUGUGGGAUUUUGACAUUUUCCUGUUUGACCGCUUGACAAAUGGAAACAGCCUGGUAACCUUGUUGUGCCACCUUUUUAAUAUACAUGGACUUAUUCAUCAUUUUCAGUUAGAUAUGGUUACAUUAUACAGAUUUUUAG
This is a messenger RNA of Ahaetulla prasina, 683 nucleotides long. RefSeq names its product cAMP-specific 3',5'-cyclic phosphodiesterase 7B-like. Gene Ontology annotation, molecular function: 3',5'-cyclic-nucleotide phosphodiesterase activity. The annotation marks the transcript as partial. The record is from RefSeq and is a predicted model, not a curated record. The transcript has 3 exons. Gene Ontology annotation, biological process: signal transduction. Lineage: Eukaryota; Metazoa; Chordata; Lepidosauria; Squamata; Colubridae.